This is a messenger RNA of Xenopus laevis (African clawed frog), 4252 nucleotides long. RefSeq names its product chromosome 5 open reading frame 51 L homeolog (gene rimoc1.L). The record is from RefSeq and is a predicted model, not a curated record. The transcript is spliced from 6 exons. Gene Ontology annotation, biological process: mitophagy. Lineage: Eukaryota; Metazoa; Chordata; Amphibia; Anura; Pipidae. The coding region runs from base 74 to 925 and encodes 283 amino acids.
CCGGCUGUAUAUUCUUUUCCGCCUCCUUCUGAUCACGUGCCUCCGCCUCACGUGACCUUUUAACCCAGACAAUAUGGCGGCGCCCGGCAGCCCUGACUGGAAACAGAAAGUGGAGAGGCUGCAGCAGAAGUGGCAGGAGCUGGCGGCGGGGGGUCGGGAGGAUUCCGUGUUAUCGAAGGCUUCUGCUACGUUACAGAGUCUAAGCACCCACUGCUCAGAAGAAAAGGAUAUAUUGGAUAUUGCGUCGUUUUUCCAUCUUUACACUAAGGCAAUCUUGGACAUAACGUUCUUUGAGGAAAACCAGUUAGUUGAUCGGGAUUUCCAAGGCGAUGAUUCCUUAUCGAAAGUCAGAGAACUGAUUCAAAUCCUUUCAGAACCAGAGCAUUUAGUCAAGGAAUUCAGGCAGAACCAAAAGGCUCCUGUUGCUGACCUGGAUGUGGAACUGAGCGAAUGCUUACACUGGAGACGAGGAGCUCUCCUUUACAUGUAUUGCCAUACAGUGGGGGAGCACGAAGGCUGGUGUUUGCAAAAUAAGGGAACAUUUCUACAGUGCCUUAAAGAUGGGACCAGCUACUUGCUAAAAAUGCUGACGAUACGGAGUCCUGUGCAUCUAAACGAGGAGGUUUUGUUUCAAGAUUUAAACACCGCUACCCUGCUCAGUAAAGGCAUCUUUAGUGAUAUCCAUGUGCUGGCUCUGAUGUACUGCGGAGAAAUGUGCUACUGGGCCCUUAACUAUUGCCGUCACGAAGAGCAAGUUUCUCAUGGCCAUUCUGAUAGGUCGUCUACGACUCUGGACUUUCAGGAAGUAGGGGAAGGAGCUUUGGACAAAUAUGUUUCUGUGUGUGAGGGGCCUCUCCAUGGCCAAGGAUGGAACACAGAGAAGGCAAAAACCAUGCAGGAAUUUUUCAAAAAAAUAAAAAGUUAAUACAAAUACAUUUUCCUGGAACAGCUACAGGCCAGUGAAAUGGUCGUGUACCUUCUGAACUAAAUGAAAAACUAUGCCAAAAAAUAUUAAGGACUUAUUUUCUCCAUCAUAAAUUAAGCCUUACAGGUAAGUAAAGCACUUCGACAGGGAUUGACAUCCUGAAUCCCUAAAUAUUUCUAAUGUACUACCACUGUCGUAACCCGAAGUAGUAUCAUCUGUUACAGGGACAGGAAAUGUGUUCAGAAAAAAAUGUUUGUUUCUUAGAAAUUAAUUUUCUUGUCGUGAGAAGGCAGCAUCAUCAAUCCUGUCUAAAGAGAGAGGGCAGGGACAGGAGCUCCUUUUUUUAUGUUACUGUUCCUUUAACAGGAUGGAGGUUGUGGUACUUGAAGUGGUGGACCCAACCAAACAUUUAUUGGUAUUUCCAGCAAACGCCAGAGCGGUUUAAAAAAUAACUCUGAGGAUAUGUCUGGUAUUAUUUAGGAAUGCAGUGAAUCCACUAUUUUGGAUUCGGCGGAACCCCCGAAUCCUUUGUGAAAGAUUCCGCCGAAUCCGAACCCUAAUUUGCAUAUGCAAAUUAGGGAUGGGAAAAAACAUUUUACUUCCUUGUUUUGUGACCAAAAGUCAUGCGAUUUCCCUCCCCACCCCUAAUUUGCAUAUGCAAAUUAGGAUUCAGUUCGGCCGGGCAGAAGGAUUCAGCUGAAUCCGAAUCCUGCUGAAAAAGGCCGAAUACCGAACCGCCCUUAGUUUUAGUCCCAGCUAUAAAAACCAUGUGGUCUCUAUCCACAACUAGCUGUAAUUGUAGAUCGAGACCAAUCCUUAGAUUCUGCAUUCACUACAGAUAUGGGAUCCAUUAACCCAAAACCCGCUAGACAGAAAGCUCAGAAUUACGGAAAGGCCCUCUCCCAUAGACUCCAUUAUAAUCAAAUAAUCCAAUUUUUUAAAUAUGAUUUCCUUUUUCUCUGUAAUUAUAAAACAGUACCUCAUACUUGAUCCCAACUUAGAUAUAAUUAAUCCUUCUACAAAGCAAAACCAGCCUAUUGGGUUUAUUUGAUGUUUACAUAAUUUUCUAGAAGACUUAAGGUAUGAAGAUCCAAAUUACAAAAAGAUCUGCUAUUUCCAUCACUUUUGGCACAUGCACAGUUGUUACAAACCGAAAGACAACUGCACAUGCUCCAAUAUGGCGAUCAUUUCCCGAAGAAGACUGAAGAACCAGAAGAUUCCACCCACAAACUCUGCUGCACUCACUCUGCAAGUAAAGGUUUUUCGGGCCACUUAUAGAUGUUAUCACCUAUGCGGGGGGGAGUUCAGGGAGAUCGACUAUGUAGGGCACUGGGUUUUUAUUAGUGGGGGGGUGAGUUCUCCUUUAAAGAGGAUGCAAAGUCAAAUAGAAAAUUAAAGUGCUCAAAGUGCUAUUUUGGGCUGGAGGGAAGCAGCUCUUCUCUGCUUUUGGGUACAGCAAAAUUCCUUAGAAGAGCACGAGCACGCUGAGCAACUUUCAUGUUGUGUUUAAACUUAGUUCCACCUUAAAGCGAUUCUGUCAUGAUUUUUAUGGUGUAGUUUUAUUUCUAGUUUAUACUGUUCAUAAUUCACUCUACCAUAUAAAAUGUCAUUCCCAAUCCAACAAGUGUAUUUGUUUAGUUGUAAUAUUGGUGUGUAGGCACCAGCUCAGGUUAUUUUGCCUGGUCAUAUGUUUUCAGAAAGAGCCAGCGCUGCACUAUGGAAUUCCUUUCUGGCAGGAUAUUGUUUCUCCUACUCAAUGUAACUGAAGAAGUUGCAGUGGGACCUGGAUUUUUACUAUUGAGUGCUGUUCUUAUACCUAUCAGGGACAGGCCCAGAUUCCUGUUUUCAGGGCCUCGAGGCUGCUUUGCACCGCAGGGUCCUAGCGCUCGACAACACUCGCGUGCAACUCCCCGCAGGAGUGCGUGUGCGCAUGUGCCGGCGAUUAGUGCUUCUUAGAAUGCGGCUGGGCAGCAUGCCGUCCCUACAGUCUUGCCGUCCUAAGCCUGGGCCUUUGUGGCCUCGCCUGAAAUCAGGGCCUGACCAGGCAGCUGUUAGCUUGUAUUAGGGAGCUGUCUGGUAACCUUCCCAUUGUUCUGUUGUUAGGCUGCUGUAAGAGAAGCGAGGAGGUUGAUAUCACUUAAAUUUGCAGUACAGCACUAAAGAGUGAUUGAAGUUUAUCAGAGCACAAGUCACAUGACUGGGGACAGCUGGGAAACUGACAUGUCUAGCCCCAUGUCAGAUUUCAAAAUGAAAUAUAAAAAUAAUCCGUUUGCUCUUUUGAAAAAUAGACUUCAGUGCAGAAGUCUGUUGGAUUAACUGAUGUGUUUUGAAAAAAAAAAAGUUUUCCCGUGACAGUAUCCCUUUAAAACUACGCCUGCCUGUUGUUCCAUUGACUUAUGCACUUUGCACAAAUGAUCUAAACAAUAGAAAGGAAGCCAUAACGUGUGUGUGUGGCAGCCUUAUGGGAACCCCUUUAUAAAUACGGCUAGAACUAACAGGCCUUAUUCCCAUACCUCCCAACUGUCCUGUUUUUAGAGGGACAGUCCCUCUUUUGACAGCUCAACUUGCAGUCCCUCAUUUGUACAGGAAAGUCACAUUUUUCUCUGCACUGAACAGCCAGAAAAAGAAACAAAGUUUCUAACUUAAUUGGCUUUUGGCAGAGAGCCCAGAACAGCCACAGCAGAAGAUAAAGAUACUUUUGUAACAAUUUCAAUAUAAGCAAAUAAGUAAUUGUAACAAUAUAAGAUAACAGGUCCCAUGGGAGAAGUUAGACUCACAGCUUAAAGGGCAAUUCACCUUCAUUAGUAAAACUGUAAUAACUGGAAAAAAAAACCACAGAAAUAUGUUCAAACUUUCAUAACCUGCCAAAUUUUGUAAAAUGAACAUGGUAAUUAGGGGGUGUGGGCGCAAAAAUGGGCGUCGUCAAAAAAUAUUGACGCACUACGCACAACAACUUUUUUUUUAUCUCUUUUUAUUUCCAGAAUGUUGGGAGGUAUGUAUUCCAUAACAAACUGUGGAUCUUAAAAGAUCCCUUGUAUAGGUUGCUUGUUCAAGAAAGGUUUUCCUUUUAGAAAAGGGAUCUCAGUCUUAUUGGCUAAUCAUAACCUAACAGCUCUUUUAGUAAAGUCAUUGGCACUGCUGAAGGUGAAAACUCAUGUUUGGAAGUGUGACCUCUUGUCCUUUGUAUAUCACCAUCAGUAUACGUGUCCCUGGGAUUUGUGUGUACAGACAAAUGUGUGUAAUAUGUUUGCUAAGAGAUGCAGUGCUGGUGUUUAAAGUCCAUGGGAUGCAAAACCAAGGACAUGUCAACAUUAUAACUGCUUUAAU